AUGGGGCCUAAAACCAGUGCCACCCCCAUCGAGAGGGUGUUCGGGGCUAUGACCCUUCAGGAGACUCUCUCCACCGAUGAUUACCACCCGCGCCCGGGGUACGGUAAGGUCGGCAAGGUCAUCCGCGUCGAGGCCAACAUGUUCCAGGCGAGGUUCAAGAACCAGGGUACUACCGUCCAGCACUACGACAUUGAGAUCAACCCCGUCGUCAAGGCUACCAACCAGAAGAAGCCCAAGACCCUCCUCUGGGCGGUCUGGAAGCAGCUCUGCGAGGAGGCUACCGGUCCCUUCAAGGCUGCUCUUGACGCCGCUGCGUUCGACACGGUCAAGAACAUCUACACCCCGAACAAGAUUCCCCUCGAGAACGGCAGGAAGGAAGUCAUCGUCUCGCUCAAGGAGGACGGCAAGGAUGCCGAGGACGACAAGCGUCGUUUCAAGGUCCAGAUCCAGCACGCCCAAGAGAUUGACCUCGACACCAUCAUGGAUUUCUGUAAGAAGAACAAGCAGACCGAGGCUGCCAAGGAGAUCAUGCUCGUCGCUAUCCAGGCGAUGAACGUACUCUUCCGUCAGCGCGCCAACGACCAGUUCAAGGCCGUCGGUGCUCAAGGCAGGCGAUACUUUGGUACCGCCAACUCGGUCCCGCUUCCCAACGGAGGUGUGGUCUACUCUGGAUUCAUGCAGUCCUUCCGAUGGACUGAGUCUGGAUACCCCGCCAUGCAGCUCGACACUGCGUACUCUGCGUUCCUCCGUCCCGGCCGUCUCGACGAGGUCAUCAUGGACGUUCUCGGCAUGGGCGGUGGCGGUGGUGGCCGUGGCCGAGGUGGCUUCGACCGAGGUGGACCCCGCGGCGGUCGUGGCGGUCCCGGUGGACCUCCCGGCGGUGGCGCUCCCCAGUCGCUCGACCCGCGAUCCAUCAAGAGGCUCAACGAUGUUCUCCGGAUGGCCAAGUUCACCGUCACCCACCGCAAGACCUCGCGCGUCUUCACCAUGCGUGGUCUUACCGUCCAGGCUGCCGCCGACCUCAAGUUCUUGCUCACCGGCCGUGAUGGCGCUCAGGACCGCAUGGUCUCCAUCGUUGACUACUACAAGGAGAUGUACAACGUCCAGGUCACCAAGCCUCGUCUCCCUUGUGUCGCCUACGGACAGAGGAACUACGUCCCGCUCGAAUUCGUCCGUCUCGAGGAGUUCAACAGCAUUCCCAUGAUGCGUCUUACCGCUGACCAGACGGCCGAGAUGAUCAAGGUCGCCGCGAAGCCCCCUCCCCAGCGUGCCCAGAUGAUCCGCGACUGGCGUCAAACCCUCGACUACUCCAACCUCCCCAAGGUCCGCGCCUGGGGUGUUGAAGUCAACGCCAACAUGAUGCAGCUCAACGCUCGCGUUCUUCAGCCCCCUGCGGUUCAGUACGGUGCUGGCAAGUCCCAGCGCCCCAACUUUGGUUCGUGGAACCUGAGGGACACCAAGUUCUGUAAGGCCGGCAAGCCGCUCAAGUCCUGGUCGGUCCUCAGUUACGAUGACCGGGCCGACCCGCAAAUGAUCCAGGGCUUUGUCGGCAAGCUUGUCCAGGUCCUCCGCAAGUCCAACUGCCCCGUCGAGAACGAGCGUCCCGCUAUCGUCUCGCACAAUCCAAACGCCGGCGGACCCUUCGGCGGCAUCAAGGCCGGUCUGCAGGACGCCGCCAGGGCGGCUUACAUGCAGUCCAAGGCCAAUCCGCAGAUGAUUCUUAUUCUGCUUCCGCGCAAGGAGCUUCCCCUUUACCAGGAGAUCAAGCGAUGCGCCGCUCAGGAUCUGAAGCUUCCUCUGGUCACUCAGUGUCUGCAGACACAGAAAUGUCGUCCUGACAACCGUGGACUCGAACAGUACCUCGGGAACGUGUCCAUGAAGAUACACAGCAAGAUGGGUGGGCUCACGCACGUUGUGCCCGUUAGCUCUGCGCUCGACAAGACCACAAUGAUGGUCGGAGCAGAUGUCACCCACCCUCCUCCUCGCGGUGGACCCAUCCCACCCAGUAUCGCAGUUACUGUUUCUGCCAUCGACGGCGAGAACGCCCAAUUCGUCCCGUCCAUCCGCCUUCAGGAAGGCCGAGUCGAAAUCAUUUCCGACCUUGCCGGAAUGAUGAAGACCCACAUCGAGCUGUUCCAGAAGAACACCGGCAGCAAGCCGGCUAAGAUCAUCAUGUUCCGCGAUGGUGUCUCCGAGGGCCAGUAUGGGCACUGCGCAGAGAUCGAGUUCAACGCUAUGCUUCAGGCCGCUCGAGACAUCGACCCCAAGUACAGGCCCAAGAUCACUUUUGUCGUCUGCGCCAAGCGUCACAACAUGCGCUUCUUCGGUCUCAACCAGGGCGACCUCGACCGAACCGGCAACUUGCCCGCCGGUACCGUUGUCGACACCACCAUCACCCACCCCUUCGCAUUCGACUUCUUCCUCCAGGCUCACGCUGGUCUGCAGGGAACUGCCCGUCCUACCCACUACAUCGUCGUCAAGGACGAAAUUGGCUUCGACGCCGACAAGAUGCAGGGUCUCUGUAACGCCCUGUGCUACUCGUACGCCCGGGCUACUCGAUCCGUCUCGAUUGUCCCCGUCGCGUACUACGCCGACAUCAUCGCGACCAAGUGCCGUGACCUCGUCUACAACGAUGACUCAUCCGAUGGCGGUGCUGGUUCCGUCUCGGAUAUGGCUUCGGGCCGCAAGGAAACUCAGGCGUUCGACUCGCUCGCUCUCAAGAAGAGGAUCGAGGAUGCCACCGAGUACAACUCCGUUGCCUGGUACAUGUAA
This is a messenger RNA of Dioszegia hungarica, 2772 nucleotides long. Its product is annotated as eukaryotic translation initiation factor 2C 2. The transcript has 32 exons. Bases 1 to 2772 code for a protein of 923 amino acids. Gene Ontology annotation, molecular function: RNA binding; protein binding. The record is from RefSeq and is a predicted model, not a curated record. NCBI's taxonomy places the organism in Eukaryota, Fungi, Basidiomycota, Tremellomycetes, Tremellales, Bulleribasidiaceae.